This is a messenger RNA of Prinia subflava (tawny-flanked prinia), 1353 nucleotides long. It is a transcript of the gene TMEM50B, whose product is annotated as transmembrane protein 50B. The record is from RefSeq and is a predicted model, not a curated record. NCBI's taxonomy places the organism in Eukaryota, Metazoa, Chordata, Aves, Passeriformes, Cisticolidae. The coding region runs from base 262 to 738 and encodes 158 amino acids. The transcript is spliced from 8 exons. Gene Ontology annotation, biological process: late endosome to vacuole transport via multivesicular body sorting pathway; protein targeting to vacuole.
GGGCAGAUGGUGCGUCAGUCAGGGGGCUGUGUGCCCGCAGGCGGAAGCGGCUCGCCCAGGAGCGGGCACUCAGGAACGGCUGCUGAUGGAAGAGCCCAGGAGGGAGUGCCGAGGCAGCGGGGCAGCGUGAGCCACGUCCUGGGCCCUGAGAGCCGUGGUGGGCAUUGAGGGACGUGGUCUGGGCACUGAGAGCUGUGUCCUGGGCACCGUGAGCUCUGUCCUGGGCACCGUGAGCUGUCCUGGGCACCGUGGGCCGUGGCCAUGGCAGGGUUCCUGGACAAUUUCCGCUGGCCGGAGUGCGAGUGCAUCGACUGGAGCGAGCGCCGCAACGCCAUCGCCUCCAUCGUGGCCGGGGUGCUGUUCUUCACAGGCUGGUGGAUCAUGAUCGAUGCCGCCGUGGUGUACCCCAAGCCGGAGCAGCUGAACCACGCCUUCCACACCUGCGGGGUCUUCUCCACGCUGGCCUUCUUCAUGAUAAAUGCUGUAUCAAAUGCACAGGUGAGAGGAGACAGCUACAGUGAUGGAUGCUUAGGAAGAACAGGGGCUCGGAUCUGGCUCUUCAUCGGCUUCAUGUUGAUGUUUGGAUCACUCAUUGCUUCCAUGUGGAUUCUCUUUGGAGCAUAUGUUACACAGAACACUAACGUGUACCCUGGAUUAGCAGUGUUUUUCCAGAAUGCAUUAAUAUUUUUCAGCACCCUGAUCUACAAGUUUGGGAGGACAGAAGAGCUGUGGGGCUGAGCUCCCUGCUGGCCUGCUCCAUAGUUGGCUGCGUGGUUCUUGUCUGUAGAUAAUUCACUCCUUUGUCCUUGGCUUGCCUCCCUCACUGGUGGAGCUGAGACACCUCCAGGCUCUGUCCGAAGCUGCUCUGUUCCCAGGACACUGUGAAUAUGUACAUAGGACUGUGUCUGGCAUUUCAAAGGGAAUUCAGGCUGCCAGGCUGCCCUGCUGCCAUCUCCAGGCUUUCUCCUCCAAAUCCAUGGCUUUUCCCACCUCCAAAGCUGUGUCUGAGUGAACAAUUAGUGAGCAGGCAGGACAGAGCCCUCCCCGCAGCAGGGCCAUGCUGGGAUAAGAGCUGAUUUUAAGAAUUUUAUAUUAUUAUUGUUCAGGUAAAUAUAAAGUAGCUUUUUUUUCUUCUUCUUUUGGUAAAAGGUUAUGGGUUUUUAAGCAAGUCCCUACACUCAGCAGGUUGUGCAUGGCAAAGCAAAGCGUUCCUGACUUGUGAGGCUCUGGCACAAAGGACAUUUGCUGGCACCACAGUCAUUGGAAUUAAUCUCAUGCUGCUCAGUGUAAGAGAUACCAGUUGGUAUUUAAUGUAUUUCCUGAUAUUAGAAUAAAAAAACUCCAACAAACUGA